AUGGUUGAUCCGUACGGACGGGAUGAUCAAUUUAGAUGUUGUAUGUACUUUCACGUAAGGACUGGAACCAUUGUUUUGGGUGUUCUUCACAUCCUAUUACAGUUGGUGGUUGUAUCCACUCUUCUUAUGGUUGCUUUGAAGCACGAUGUGGCCACUAUUAAAUCGCCAUUCAAUGCAGCUGCCACCUCCAAUUGCCAACCGAAAAACCCACCGACAGACAUAUUCUACAUGCUUAUGCACAUAGUUCCUGGAUUUACAAUUUUCCACCAAUCGCACUCAGAUAUGUCCACUCGUCUUCGUUUCGCCAAUCGAACGGAGCUUAAGAAAGUUCCUCUCACGCCAGACUCGAUCGAUCCAAGUACCCUACUCGAUUACAUUAUCAGUGGAUUUGAAAUACCUCCCAAGUACGAAAUAGUUGAAGUUGCUCCGCCCACGGAGGAUUCGGCGUCAAGUGCAAAAAGGGAAGGACUUAAUAUCGUUGGUUCUAAGUCGCCUCCCAACCAGCGUUGCGUAGAUCGUCGCACUAAUGCCUAUUUCUCUCUCUGCCUUGCUCUCAUUUCACUGGCAUUUGGCUACCUUCUGAUCCACGGUGUUAUUUCGCGUCAACCUGCUCAUCUGCUGCCAUUUUUCUGCCUCCAAGUGUUCGAUUUUGUCGUUGCUCUGAUAUGCAUGCUGGGGUACAUGUCAUCCGCUUCAGACAUCAGCCAUUGGCUCAAAUUCAAAAUCGCUAGCCACGAAGGUGUUCCUGCUUCGUCGGUCCACUUGAAUUCUACAUCUGUUUCGCUUAUUCUGAUCUCGGCUUCUUGUCUCAUCCUCGCCUUCAAAGCUUACUGCAUCGGCAUGGUGUGGGAUUGUCAUCGCUAUCUCCUGUUUACGAAUCGCCAUGGUAUUCUCACUGGAAUGUCCUUUUCGGCAGCUCCCAGGUUCCCCUUCGGCUUGUUUGGUCGACGUCCGCUCGUGCUUUUUCGCCGGAAUCGUCGUGGGAGCAGGGGAGGUAGCGCUGGGAACGACCUAACCACUGCUAGCGGAUUGACAACGGGAGUGUUUGCUGAUGGAAUUAUAACGGAGCCUCCAAAGGAUUCGGAACUCCCCAAGUAUGAGGAAGCCCUGAGUAUUCCUGCGAAUGCCUACGCACCACCACCGUAUUUCGCGGGUAAACCAACGUCAACUUCACCUGAUAGCACCAAAGUAAAUCUGCCAACUUCGAGCGUCGAUAAAGGACCAUCAUCGGGUCCGGCUGACGUGUAA
Messenger RNA from Mesocestoides corti, 1248 nucleotides. NCBI's taxonomy places the organism in Eukaryota, Metazoa, Platyhelminthes, Cestoda, Cyclophyllidea, Mesocestoididae. The record is from the annotation of a GenBank genome assembly.